Brassica napus (rape) is the source of this 1881-nucleotide messenger RNA. RefSeq lists its product as uncharacterized. The record is from RefSeq and is a predicted model, not a curated record. Gene Ontology annotation, molecular function: nucleic acid binding; RNA-DNA hybrid ribonuclease activity. NCBI's taxonomy places the organism in Eukaryota, Viridiplantae, Streptophyta, Magnoliopsida, Brassicales, Brassicaceae. Bases 1 to 1881 code for a protein of 626 amino acids. The transcript has 2 exons.
AUGCGCACAUAUGAAGGUCUCUCGGGCCAAUGUAUAAACUUCUCAAAGUCUGCCAUUACCUUCUCUGCUAGAACUCCCUCAGAGGUUAAGCUUCGGGUAAAAGUGGCCUUAGGUAUUGAUGCUGAAGGUGGGCUAGGAAAGUAUCUUGGACUACCUGAGCACUUCGGGAGGAAGAAAUGGGAUAUCUUUGCAUCGAUUCUAGACCGCAUUAGACGAAAAGCCCAAAGCUGGACCUCACGCUUUCUCUCUGGCGCGGGUAAGCAAGUGUUGUUGAAGGCCGUUCUCACCGCGAUUCCAUGCUACUCUAUGACAUGUUUUAAACUCCCAAAAUCUCUCUGUAAGCAAAUUCAAUCUCUUCUUACGAGAUUUUGGUGGGAUGCGAAUCCGGAGAAACGUAAGAUGUGUUGGGUAGCUUGGAACACUCUCACUCUACCAAAAUAUGAUGGCGGUCCAGGUUUUAAAGACAUUGAGACGUUCAACGAUGCUUUGCUGGCUAAAGUUCUAUUGGGAAAAUACGCUCGAUACUCAUCCUUCUUGGAUUGUCAAGCACCGUCUACUGCCUCUCAUGGCUGGAGAAGUGUUUUGGUGGGGAGAGAGAUCUUGAAAAAAGGCCUCAGCUGGACAGUAGGAAGCGGAGACAAGAUUCGUGUAUGGAGCGACCCAUGGUUAUCUUGUGAAGCUCCAAUGAUUCCGAUAGGACCACCUAAUAGAACAGAAGCUAAUCUCAUGGUAAGCGACCUCCUCUGCCCAAUCUCGAACGCAUGGGACAUUGACAAGAUAAGGAGGUUCUUACCUCGGUAUGAAGACGUCAUUCUGUGUCUGAUCAUGAGUUGUGCUCCGGCCCCAGAUACGCUAGCUUGGCUCCUGGACAAAUCUGGUGAAUAUACCACGAAAACAGGUUACAGAGCGGGCUUAAACAUUGAUGAUCUGGCCCCUCCUGAAUUUGAUUUUAAUUGGACUAAAAGCAUCUGGAACGUUAAAACCGCUCCAAAGCUGAAAGAUUUCUUGUGGAAGGUGGUCCGUAGAGCUAUCCCCGUGAGUGCCAAUCUGGAAAACAGGGGAAUUCUACCCUUUCGCUGCAAGACGUGCAACGCAAGAGAGGAUGAUUUACACGUGUUCUUAAAUUGCGAGGUGGUGAAACUGGUAUGGGAUCUGGCUCCGUUAUCUACUCGACCUUCCUCCAUGGCAUCACUGAUCUCUAAUGCUCCCUUUCAUACGAAUUUACCCCCUGUUGGUCUUACGGUACCCCUAUGGCCAUGGAUCUUGUGGAAUCUAUGGAAAACUAGUAAUAAGCUCUAUUUCGAUAACAGGACUUUUUCUAGUAUGGAAAUCAUUGCAAAAGCUAUAUCUGAUGCCAAGGAGUGGCAAUCUGCUCAAAGCCAGGAGAUGACGCAAGAGCUUAUCUCAGGCCCUCAAACGGCCCGACCCAACUCUGCCUUACUAAGCGAUGGCCCUCCCCGCACUGUAAGAUGUAAUGUUGAUGCAGCGUGGGAUCAGAGAUCAGGCAAUUGUGGCACCGGAGCAAUCUUUUCAGGUGAUAAUACCUACCCGCUAUCGAGUCCUCGCAGCGGCGCACACAGUCAUAUCUCAUCGGCGUUAAUGGCUGAAGCCCUCGCCAUCCGUUCUGCGGUCAUGUAUGCUGCAUCAUCAAAUGUUAAAGUCCUAAUGAUUCUGUCUGACUCCCUCUCCCUGGUCAAGUUACUGAAGGAAAGGAGGUCCAUCCCAGCUUUGUUUGGAAUUGUGUUUGAUAUCUAUCAUUUUAGCUCUACCUUUGAUUCUGUUUUGUUUCAUUAUGUUCCCCGGUUGUGUAAUGUGGAGGCUGAUGAUGUGGCAAAAUCAGCCCUCUCAUUGCUUAACGAAUCUUCCGUCAAUGGAAUGUAA